AUGCAUAAACUCAACUUAAUUAUAAUUACAAUUUUAUUUCCUCCAUUAGGAGUUAUCAUUCAAAAUGGAUUCACGAGUGAUGUUAUGAUCAAUUUGUUAUUAACGGUCUUAUUUUACUUCCCCGGGUUAAUCCAUGGAUUAUAUGUUAUAAAUCAUACCGAGAAAUAUAACCGAUUUUAUAAAUUAUAUCCAAGUUAUUCCCAAAUAAAGGAAAGAGAAAGAUCUAAAGAAAAUAGUAUACAAGGAUCAAGAAAAAGUUCAAGUUCCGUUGAAUCCAAAUUCUUGUAUCCUUGA
Molecule: messenger RNA, 294 nt
Organism: Scheffersomyces coipomensis
Lineage: Eukaryota; Fungi; Ascomycota; Pichiomycetes; Serinales; Debaryomycetaceae
Product: YqaE/Pmp3 family membrane protein
Exons: 1
Coding region: 1-294 (97 amino acids)
Cellular component (GO): membrane
Source: RefSeq, a predicted model, not a curated record